ACCAAAAAAAUAAAAAAUACGAACUAUUUUUCACCUCUCCACCGGUAACUAAGUCCGCCGUGAAGCCCCUCACCGCCCUCACCGUGAACCGCUACUACUUCUCCUCUGCCGUCAAUCACCCUUCCUCUCGCUGCCACAACCCAGUCCUACAGCUCCUCUUAUUUAUUCAUCACCGCCGCGAAGCAGUCGCACCGUAUUUAUAAAGUUGGGAAUUUCAUUAUUCGUUAUUGAUUAUUGGAAGUCUGCUUCAGAAGACCUAAAGUAAAACAGACAUGGAGAAGAAUGGAGAGGGUGGGAUAGUUGAUCCAAAUAUGACUACAGAUACCUUAGUACCAGAUGAUUCCAGCAUUGGUGGUUUGCUUGUGCCAGGGAAGGAUAAAGUAGUGUUCAGACCUCAGAGGAAGUCAAUCUUAGGGCUUGACGUUCUUGCCAAUGCAAAACGUUUGGAAUCAAAGGUUGAGGGUUCAUUUAAGGUUCCCAAAGAAAGAGUUGCCUCAAUAGCAGCAUCUCUCGAUGAAGACGAGGAAAAUUCUUCUUCAGGAAUUGAUGAAGUGGAUAAUAGCACGUCUAAUACCGUACGCACUUCCGCUAAUAGGCGAUACCGUGAAUUAGCUUCAAGUGGGGCAUCUGAUUCAGGAAGUCUUGUAACUGAAGAAUUACAAACUCGUGAAGCAUUCUCUCGGCAUCGUGCAGAUAAACAUAUGAAGGUUCCAAACGCGUCGCCCCGAAGUUCAAGGAACAGGAGUCCUAGUUCAGAUUAUUCGAACCAUGAUAGAAGCAGAAGCAGAAGCAGAGAUGGGGAAUACUACAAAAGCUCUAGUGGCUCUGACAGGAGAAGCAGGACUCAUAGAGAGUCGUCUCAUGGUCGAGAAAGAGAGCAUGGUGGAGACUACGGAAGAAAGAGAAGUAGAUAUGAUAGGUCUACGAGGUCACCUGGCAGAUCUGACUGGGAUGAUGGACGAUGGGAAUGGGAAGAUACCCCACGUAGAGAUGACCGCCAUCAAAAUUUUCCAUCCCCCAUGCUUGUUAGGGCCUCACCUGACGCCCGACUUGUUUCCCCAUGGUUGGGAGGGCGUACCCCUAAUUCUUCUGCUGCAUCUCCUUGGGAUAGCUUUGCUCCUUCACCCACUCCUAUUCGGGCAUCAGGGUCCUCUGUUAGGUCUUCAAAUUCCAGAUAUGGUGGCAAGUCUGAUCACUUCAACUCUUCAAAGCGGCAAUCGGCUGAGGAUGGAGAUAAUGGCCCAGAAAAUAUAUAUGAAGAGGAGAAUCAUGAGAUAUCAGAGAGCAUGCGUUUAGAGAUGGAGUACAAUACUGAUCGAGCCUGGUAUGAUCGAGAAGAAGGCAGUAAUCUAUAUGGUGAUGAUAACUCCUCAGCUUUUCUUGGUGAUGAGGCAUCUUUUCAGAAAAAAGAGGCAGAUAUAGCUAAGCGACUGGUCCGGAGAGAUGGAAGCAAGAUGUCUCUUGCACAGAGCAAAAAAUUUUCGCAGCUAACUGCUGAUAAUGCUCAAUGGGAGGACCGACAACUUUUGAGAUCAGGAGCUGUUAGAGGAACUGAGGUGCAGACUGAGUUUGACAAUGAGGAAGAAAGGAAGGUUAUUCUUCUUGUGCAUGAUACAAAACCCCCUUUUCUUGAUGGGAGGAUUGUUUUCACCAAGCAAGCUGAGCCCGUUAUGCCAUUAAAAGACCCCACAUCAGAUAUGGCUAUAAUAUCACGAAAAGGCUCCAAUCUGGUUAGGGAAAUCCAUGAGAAACAGAGCAUGAACAAGUCACGGCAACGUUUUUGGGAGCUAGCUGGUUCGAAGCUAGGUGAAAUAUUGGGUGUUGAGAAGACUGCGGAACAGAUUGAUGCAGAUACCGCUGUAGUGGGCGACGAAGGUGAAGUUGAUUUCAAAGAAGAAGCCAAAUUUGCACAGCAUUUAAAGAAGGAUGAAGCAUCAAGUGAUUUUGCUAAAUCAAAAACAUUAGCGCAACAACGACAGUACUUGCCUAUUUUUUCUGUACGAGAGGAGUUGUUACAGGUUAUCCGUGAGAAUCAGGUGGUGAUUGUGGUUGGUGAAACUGGUUCUGGAAAGACAACACAAUUAACCCAGUAUCUUCACGAAGAUGAAUACACAACCAAUGGCAUUAUUGGUUGCACUCAACCAAGGCGUGUAGCAGCCAUGAGUGUUGCCAAAAGAGUCAGCGAAGAGAUGGAAACUGAACUCGGUGGUAAGGUUGGGUAUGCAAUUCGUUUUGAGGAUGUUACUGGACCUAAAACUGUUAUUAAGUACAUGACUGAUGGUGUGCUUCUGAGGGAGACGUUAAAAGAUUCUGAUCUGGAUAAAUAUCGAGUCGUUGUAAUGGACGAAGCACAUGAACGGUCUCUAAGCACAGAUGUGCUCUUUGGUAUCCUCAAAAAGGUUGUUGCCCGACGUCGUGAUUUCAAGCUUAUUGUAACUUCUGCUACUCUCAAUGCUCAGAAAUUCUCGAACUUCUUUGGGAGUGUACCUAUAUUUCACAUUCCUGGGAGAACUUUUCCAGUGCAAAUCUUGUACAGUAAAACACCUCAAGAAGAUUACGUUGAAGCCGCAGUUAAGCAAGCCAUGACUAUCCACAUCACAAGUGCACCAGGUGACAUACUAAUCUUCAUGACCGGUCAAGAUGAGAUUGAAGCAACAUGUUAUGCUCUGGCGGAACGCAUGGAACAGCUUGCCACAGGAAAGGAAGUUCCAAAGCUGUUGAUUCUUCCCAUAUACUCCCAGCUCCCAGCUGACUUGCAAGCGAAGAUAUUCCAAAAAGCUGAAGAUGGGGAACGCAAGUGUAUCGUUGCUACAAAUAUUGCCGAGACAUCUUUGACCGUGGAUGGAAUCUUCUAUGUCAUCGACACAGGUUAUGGUAAAAUAAAGGUCUACAACCCUCGUAUGGGUAUGGAUGCUCUUCAAGUCUUUCCUGUCAGUCGAGCUGCCUCUGACCAGCGAGCUGGACGGGCUGGAAGAACUGGGCCGGGAACUUGCUAUCGCCUUUAUACAGAAACUGCAUAUCUUAAUGAAAUGCUUCCGAGUCCCGUGCCGGAAAUUCAACGAACCAAUCUCGGUAAUGUGGUUUUGUUGCUCAAGUCUUUGAAAAUCGACAACUUGUUAGAUUUCGACUUUAUGGACCCCCCUCCUCAAGAAAAUAUCCUCAACUCCAUGUACCAGUUGUGGGUCUUGGGUGCAUUAAGCAAUGUCGGAGAUCUGACAGAACUUGGUUGGAAGAUGGUGGAGUUCCCCCUCGACCCUCCUCUUGCUAAGAUGCUUUUAAUGGGGGACAGGCUAGGAUGCACAAACGAGGUUCUGACAAUCGUAUCAAUGCUUUCAGUACCGUCUGUUUUCUUUAGACCAAAAGAUAGGGCAGAGGAGAGCGAUGCUGCAAGGGAAAAAUUCUUUGUGCCAGAAUCGGACCAUCUUACCCUUCUAAACGUAUACCAGCAGUGGAAAUCCAAUCAGUAUAGGGGUGAUUGGUGUAAUGACCAUUAUCUGCAUGUCAAAGGUUUACGCAAGGCUAGAGAGGUGAGAUCUCAGUUACUAGAUAUUCUAAAGACACUGAAGAUUCCACUCACAUCGUGUGGUCCAGAUUGGGAUGUAGUUAGAAAAGCUAUAUGUUCCGCUUAUUUCCAUAAUGCUGCGCGAUUAAGGGGUGUCGGUGAGUAUGUGAACUGCAGAAACGGAAUGCCGUGCAAUUUGCACCCUAGCAGUGCGAUAUACGGUUUGGGUUAUACACCGGAUUAUGUGGUGUAUCAUGAGUUGAUUUUGACAUCGAAAGAGUACAUGCAGUGUGCGACUGCAGUUGAACCCCAUUGGUUGGCUGAGUUGGGGCCCAUGUUUUUCUCAGUGAAGGAUUCUGACACGUCGAUGCUGGAGCACAGGAAGAAACAAAAGGAUGAGAAAACUGCAAUGGAGGAAGAGAUGGAGAAUUUGAGGGCUUUCCAAGAGAAGAGGGAGAAGGAGAGAAAGGAGAGAGAGAGGAUUAAGAGACAGAAGGAGCAGCAAUCAGUUUCGAUGCCUGGGUUGAAACAGGGGAGUUCCACUUACUUGAGGCCGAAAAAAAUCGGCUUGUAAAAAAAUCUAAAAAAAUCUAUAUUUUUUAUGUACAUUUUUGGUGUUGUUGAUUAAUGCGCGACUGGAUGAUAAACAUUUACCCUCUCGUUAAGCAAGCACACAUCGUGUCUGUUCCUCAUCUCAUUUUUCUACUUCCCUAUGAACUAUGAAGAGAGACAUUAUUAUAUUGGCUUUUGAGAAGGACUAAUGAAAUGUCUUUUUCGUUAUUUGUAAUCGCCAACUUUUACGUAUCGACUAUAGCUUGGUCGGCCGUCCUUCAAACUUCGAUUAGCUUUCCUUUUUGUUCCUAUCAUUUUCACCACCUAUUCGGUAUUUUUGUUAGUUUGGCCCUACCAUUGGAUGUAUUGAUUUGUAAUCUCUCGAUCUAGUGGAUUGGAGUGUAAUGUUUUGGGGAUGUAGGACUCUUACUGAGUUCCAGCCUCUUAAUCUUAAUGUGUUUUUCUUCACUUUUCA
This is a messenger RNA of Erythranthe guttata (spotted monkey flower), 4529 nucleotides long. RefSeq names its product RNA helicase family protein. The record is from RefSeq and is a predicted model, not a curated record. Lineage: Eukaryota; Viridiplantae; Streptophyta; Magnoliopsida; Lamiales; Phrymaceae. Gene Ontology annotation, cellular component: intracellular anatomical structure. Gene Ontology annotation, molecular function: ATP binding; RNA binding; helicase activity.